AUGCUUGCCAGAACGCUUUUGCGGACCGCUCUUCCCCGUGGCCACCUAGCUCUCCGUCUGGCGGUUGCAACGGUGCAAAAACCACGUUAUUUCUCCCACUCUAGCGUGAGCUUCAAUGAGAAGAAGGAACAAGAGAAACCAAAGUCCAUCUUAGACGACGAUAUGUUGGCCAGGGCAGGUUUUGAGGAAGACCCUGCCAAAGGUGACAAGAAAGACCAAUCACAAGAGAAAAGCGCCCGCAGAAAGCGUAGAGUGAAGACCACGAAGGACCGCCAGAGAGAAAAGUGGGCAAACAUCUUCUACUCCCUGAUGCUUCUUGGUGGUGUAGGUGCCUUAGGGUACAUGGCCAGAGACUGGGACUCUGAGGAGGAGCAGAAGGAGCUUGAAGGCUUGGAUAUCGCCAACGGGUACACUCCAGGCUUGAUGUACGAGAGGUUGUCGAAGAGAAUGUCCAAGGCAUUCUCAUUUUUUUCAGAGCCAGUGUUUGAAAACUUGUUGCCCCCUCCAUCUCCAGAGCAGUACCGUCGUCCCUUGACCUUGGUUUUAGCCUUGGACGACCUUUUGAUUCAUUCCUCCUGGGACACUAAGCAUGGCUGGAGAACAGCAAAGAGACCUGGUUUGGACUACUUUUUGGGAUACUUGUCCCAGUACUACGAGAUUGUCAUCUUUUCCACCAACUACCAGAUGAACUCUGAGAGAACUGUUUUGAAAAUGGAUCCCUUGAGAGCCUACAUCCAGUAUGCUCUCUAUAGAGAGGCUUGCAGAUACAAGGACGGCAAGAUCAUCAAGGACAUGUCUCUUUUGAACCGUGACUUGGGUAAGACCGUGGCCGUAGAUGUGAACCCAGAUUCUGUGUCGAUGCAGCCAGAAAACGCCAUCUUGUUGAAGCCAUGGAAUGGUGAGAACGACACCACUUUGAUUGACUUAAUCCCACUUCUUGAAUACUUAGCUACUCAGCCCAUCAAGGACGUCAGACCUGUAAUUAAGUCGUUUAGCGACUCUGACGACGUUAUUGCUGAGUACAAGAAAAGAGAGGCUCGUUUGAGAGAAAAAUGGAGAGAAGAGAACAAGCACCUCUUGGAGCGUGCCGGUAAGCCUAACGUGGGUACCUUCAUGGCUUCUAUCAUUGGAAUGUCCCCUAACGCCAUGAGCAAAGAGCCAAAGAUGCCCUUGGAUGCCAUCAGAGAACACGGCCAGGCACAGUACGAGAACUUACAGAAGUUCUUGCGUGAGAACGCUCCUAAAUUCUUAGAGGAGGAGCAAAAGUUGAAGGAGGAGUACGGUAAGAUGACCUUGAACAAGUUGAUGACCGAGGGUAUGCCUACCCCAGAAGACAUCGCCAAGCAGCAGGCCAAGAAGGCUGCUGAGGAGACGGCGCAAACUUGA
Molecule: messenger RNA, 1386 nt
Organism: Candidozyma auris
Lineage: Eukaryota; Fungi; Ascomycota; Pichiomycetes; Serinales; Metschnikowiaceae
Gene: TIM50
Product: protein translocase subunit TIM50
Exons: 1
Coding region: 1-1386 (461 amino acids)
Molecular function (GO): phosphoprotein phosphatase activity
Source: RefSeq, a predicted model, not a curated record